Messenger RNA from Trichogramma pretiosum, 1416 nucleotides. RefSeq lists its product as uncharacterized. NCBI's taxonomy places the organism in Eukaryota, Metazoa, Arthropoda, Insecta, Hymenoptera, Trichogrammatidae. Gene Ontology annotation, molecular function: actin binding. The record is from RefSeq and is a predicted model, not a curated record. The coding region runs from base 24 to 809 and encodes 261 amino acids. The transcript has 2 exons.
UAAAAAAAGAAGCUGUAAAAGCUAUGUAUACCCUUUACAAGGCACUUUAUCACGACUUUAGGUCCAUGUCGGUAUCCGAAACAGUAAGGACUCUUACGGAAUUGCGACAUACGCCGGCCAGUCCGUCGCUGUUGCGCCGCUGUAAGAUAGCAGCCCAGGCGCAAGCUGCUCAAGUCACUGCCGCUGCUGGCGAGCAAGAGCAGCAGCAGCAGCAGCAGCAGAUCGUCACUCGGGCUAGCUCCAGUGAAUACGCUACUGCAGGCCAAAUAGGACAUGGUAGUGGAUCUCGUGAUCGACACUCGAGUCCAGAUACCCGGACGAUAAGCUCCAACAAGAGUACCACUGUGCAGAACGACAGCCACAGCCACAGUAGCCAAGGUCCAGGUGGCGUGGCUCAGAGCUUCAUGGCGGUGCUGAGCGCCAAACUGACCGGUAGCUCGAGCCACGGAUCAACGAGCAACGAGGGCUCCGCCGGCAACAGUCCCCGGCUCGGGCGCAAAAAUCCAGUACAAAUACCGCAGCAGCAACAGCAAUCGAUGACGCUAAAUCGUAAUUCCAAGACGUCCAACGAAUUUCUCGAGACGCUAAACGUCAAGCUGGCUCAGCAGCAACGAGUCGUGCAACAGCAUCAGCAGCAGUCCAGUCUCAGUUUGAGAUCGGCCAGUGUUCGACGCAUGAUGGCCAAUCGAGUGCCCAUUAUCGAUCCCGUACAGGUCAGGGGCUCGCUCAUGGAUCAGAUCCGCAGGGGCACUUCGUUGCGAAAAACCACCGAGCCGAUUAACGACAGAUCGGCGCCGAAGAUUUACUGAUCUUCGGUUCGGCGAGGCCCGUAUUCGACCCCGGUCUAAAUGUACGGCCUCGCCACGCUGAGUCUGCGUUUACGACAAAAUGCAAUUUUUCGCGAAAUGAUUUAUCAACGAUUGAAACGAAGGAAACUCAAUUUCAACGUUCGAAUUUUCGAAAGUUUUUUGUACAUGUUUACAAGUAUAGAUUGUAAUUAUUAGUCUGUCUAAAAUUCAUAUCAGUUAAAUGUGGAACGAAAUUAAUCGAGCCAGCUGCCAAAAAGCGGCCUCGUUGUCAUUAUCUUAUACUAUUUCUGACUAAACGUGCUUGUCGUUUUUUAUCUAUGUACAAUGUAUUAUCUAAUUACUGUAAUCGAUACUAUUAUUGGUAAUUUUAUGUCGUAAACGGCUCUCAGUCGAUAAUCUCAAGUUUGUCGAAAAGUUGAAACAUAAUUUGAUAUUCAUCAUAUCGUAUGAUUAAUGACUCCAAUAAGUAGUUAUAGUAAUAAUAAUUAAUAAUAAUAACAAUAAUUAUGUUUCCUAGUGUGUACAAUAUUACUAAUAUAUUUCAAAAUAAAAACUUGAAACAAUAGCUAAAAUCAAAAAAGAUCUGGCAAAGUAUUGCUAAGACUGU